AUGAUCAAGUGGCAUGAGCUAGCUGAGAUCGAUGAUUAUCUGACUAGGAAUCUUAUUGAUAAUUUAUUCUUUUGGAUCAAAACAAGAAAAUUAAAUAAAGGGUUUCAAGAACCACUAAAUGUUGAUAUUCAUAUGACAAUAAGAAUCCUCAACAAAUAUGUGAUCAGUCCAGAGAAAGCAAGACUAGACAAAUGCGUCAGCCAUUUUACCAAAUUGCCCCAAACACAACAAUUUUUAGAACAUUAUGAAGGAGAUAGAAACAUUAUUAUGGAGUUCAAGAGACAAGCGCGCAGAUAUUUUGAAAUGUAUUUACCAGAAUGUGGUUUUGAAAUGAUGACAUCUGAUAGAUAUGAAGCUAAAUCUGGAUCAACUGAAGGUGCUAUUGUUGCUAAAAAGGAAUUUCUUCCAGGUGAUGAAAUAAAAUUUUUAACUGGUACUUUUUCAGAAUUAAAACCUGAAGAGGAGGAUGAUUUAGAUAAAAGUGAUUUCAGUGUGAUUCAUAUGACAAGUCGUGCCAACCCUUGCUUAAUGUUGGGACCAAGUCGGUUCAUUAAUCAUGAUUGUGAUUCAAAUGCAAAAUUUUCUUCAACAAAAAGUGGAAUGAGAAUAUUUGCAACUAAAAAAAUCCUGGUGGGUGAAGAAGUUACCGUAUCAUAUGCAAAUAGUUAUUUUGGUAAAGAUAAUAAAGAUUGCUUAUGUGCUACAUGUGAGAGAACGUUGAAUGGAUCUUUCAAUCCAGAUAGAUUUGUACUCCCUGAAGAUGCUGAUUUUAUAAGUAUAAGUUCUGAAGACGAAGAAAUACAAAAAACCAAACCAAAAGAAAUGAUAAGUAAUGCGCUACAGCUGGUGAAAAAUAAUGCUCUACAGCUGGUGAAAAGAGAACCAGAGCCAGAGCCAGAGCCGGAACCAGAAGUGAUCUUACUAGAGACUGAAAGUGAAACAGAACCAGAUGUUGGUGUAGAUGAUGUUAUUGACAAUGAACAUGAAUCAACUCCAAUUGAACAAAGUCCAGAAGAUGAAAUUGAGUCAUUAGAUGUUUCUCCGGUACCCAUUGACCCACAAGAUUUUGAUAAAACUGCUAAACCAACUGAACCCAAGAAAAAGAUACCAUCAAUUGUUUCUUGUAUGCACGCUGCUACUGACUCACCAUUCGAAGAACCUGAAAGUGAACAAGUUGGAGGUCGAAGAUUAAGACCUCGUGAAAAACUUAAGAAAAGUCUAAAGAGUGAAAAUAGUAUAUUGAAAAUAUAUCCUAAAGAUGAUUCAAUCGAUUCAUUAGUUGCUGAAAUUCCACAUCUGAAUAAAGAUGUCUUGAGACAACGUCAAAUCAACAGAACAUUACACAAAUUACAAAUGACAAAACUUUACAGAGAGGCAGAUAAAGAUUAUUUAUAUGACUGUCGGCACUGUGGUAUAUAUUUUUUAAUUAUGCCUCAUUCAAGAUAUAAAUAUCAAGAAUAUUGCCAAAGAUGUGCCCGUCAUCAACUGUUAUACGGGCUAGCCUGGCCAGAAACUAGAAAACAAUCAAGUUCUGGAUUAUUGGUGCUUAAUUCGAAUAUACAAAGACCUCCAUUAUCACAAGUUGAACUUCUGGAUGCUCAAUCAUUACGUCCAAGAAAUAAACCUGCUUCACACGGUGGUGUUGCUUAUGCACCAAAUUCCAACUUCAAAAAGAAUAAUGAACCGAAGAAAGAACCUUCUAAACCAAAGAAAAAACUUUCAGCAAAGGCAAAAGCUGCUAAUAUGAGUGAUUAUUUUACGAACUCAUCUAAUGAUAAUAGUGACUCAGAUACCCCUGAAGUUCUGCCGCUGGGUAAAAUUGUUAAACCGGAACCAAAACCAAAUAAACCAAAGAAUAACCAACCAAAAGAUGGUAUUAAGAGGGUUGCACACUUAAAAAGAAUUAGAGAAACAAUACCUUAUACAUCAGACACCAAUGGAAAUGGAAAUGGUAAAGUUCAAGAAAGAAUUUUACAUGUUGAAGAUCGUGGCGAUGGGAACAACUCAGUUUUCAGUCGUUCAAACUCAGAAAUACCCAGACAGAAAUUUAGAAUUGUCAAACAUGGACAAAAUGAUCAUAAAAGCUCUCAUAGUAAUCCUCAUAUACGAAGAGUUAAAGCUAAUGAUAGCCAUGAAAGUGAUAGCAAUGAUUCUGCUCCAACAAAAGAUGAAAUUAUGAAAUCACGUCCGAAGAUCAGUCCUGAUGCUUUGAAGAAGGAGGCUGAAAGAAGGCAGACCAAGAUCUCUAGAGUUGUUAGCUCGCAUGAGAUCGAAGUUAAACAUGAAGCUAAUGGCUCCAAGUCAAGAUCCAGAUCACAUUCAGAAAUUGUCAAUAUUGAUGAAGAAACUUUUGCACAUGCAAAACAACAAAAACUUCAUGAGGAACAGACACCAAAUGGGAGUCCAAGAAAGAAAAUUGUUAUACCUGAAGGUGCUACAGUCGUUAAUUUAGAUUCAGAUGAAGAGGAUGAUAUUGUUCCUGUCAAACCUUUUAAAACAACACCACAAAAAACUAGUCCAUAUAGAAAUGGGAAAUACACAUCAACAGCGUCUGGAAUCCAUAGAGUCAAUGUACCACAAAGGAUCAGAGCUCAACAACCAGCAUAUUUUUAA
This is a messenger RNA of Hansenula ciferrii, 2613 nucleotides long. RefSeq names its product SET domain-containing protein. NCBI's taxonomy places the organism in Eukaryota, Fungi, Ascomycota, Saccharomycetes, Phaffomycetales, Wickerhamomycetaceae. The transcript has a single exon. Bases 1 to 2613 code for a protein of 870 amino acids. Gene Ontology annotation, cellular component: nucleus. The record is from RefSeq and is a predicted model, not a curated record. Gene Ontology annotation, molecular function: histone H4K20 methyltransferase activity; protein binding.